AUGAAGUUCGCUGCCCUAGUUUCUGGCGGGAAAGACUCCCUAUACUCCAUUCUGGAAUGCCAACGCCAGGGCCAUGAGCUUGUUGCUUGUGUCCAUUUGGGUCGGCCGGACGACGAAACAGAGGAAUCUUUCAUGUACCAAACGGCAGCUUCGGAAGUGAUUAAAACGCUGGUAGAAGAAUGUCUUGGUGUACCGUUGAUCUUGCAUGUACGAACUGGACUUAGCGUCAACACAGCACUGGUGUAUGAAGCUACUGAUCACGACGAAGUCGAAGACUUGUGUUUGGCGUUGCAGACGACACUGGCACGCUUUCCCAACAUUCAGGGAGUGAGCUCGGGCGCAAUUCUAUCCACCUAUCAGCGAACUCGAGUUGAGUCAGUCUGUAGUCGUUUGGGCCUAACUUCCCUUUCUUAUUUGUGGAGACGGGCCCCGCAAAGAGAACUUUUGGCCCGCAUGAUUGAUGAUGGUAUCGAUGCAGUACUCGUCAAGACUGCGGCUCCUCCUGGUCUAAUGCCACGGAAACAUUUGGGAAAGACUUUGGCAGAACUUCAAAGUCACUUCCAUACGCUUCACAAUCGUUUCCAGUUUCACAUUUGUGGUGAAGGAGGGGAGUAUGAGACGCUCGUUUUGGAUUGUCCAUUUUACAAGAAGCGGCUUGUUUUGGAUGCGACUGAGGUCAUU
Phaeodactylum tricornutum CCAP 1055/1 is the source of this 681-nucleotide messenger RNA. RefSeq lists its product with no specific name. The transcript has a single exon. Gene Ontology annotation, biological process: protein histidyl modification to diphthamide. NCBI's taxonomy places the organism in Eukaryota, Bacillariophyta, Bacillariophyceae, Surirellales, Neidiaceae. The annotation marks the transcript as partial. Gene Ontology annotation, molecular function: diphthine-ammonia ligase activity. The record is from RefSeq and is a predicted model, not a curated record.